Molecule: messenger RNA, 2667 nt
Organism: Trichechus manatus latirostris (Florida manatee)
Lineage: Eukaryota; Metazoa; Chordata; Mammalia; Sirenia; Trichechidae
Gene: ZNF319
Product: zinc finger protein 319
Exons: 1
Coding region: 55-1812 (585 amino acids)
Source: RefSeq, a predicted model, not a curated record
UUAAGUGGGAAACUGAAGCCAUUACUCUCCAAACCCUGUUUCAUCUUCCCAAGCAUGUCAGAAAGCUGGCAGCAGCCACCACAGACGCAACCGCAGCAGCCUCAGCAGCCACAACCUCCGCAGCCUCAGCACCAUGCGGAGCCGCCGCCGGCCCUGGCUGAGCACACGCUGCCCACAGGCACGGCUGAGAACCCCCUGGGCUGUGCCGUCUACGGCAUCCUCCUGCAGCCGGACCCGGGCCUGCAGCCCCCGCAGCAUGCGCCCCUGCAGGCGGCAGGCGAGCCAGGCCCCAAGUGCGGGGUGUGUGGGCAUGACCUGGCGCACCUGUCCAGCUCCCAGGAACACCAAUGCCUGGCAGGCCACGAUCGCUCAUUCCAGUGCACGCAGUGUCUCAAGAUCUUCCACCAGGCCACGGACCUGUUAGAGCACCAGUGUGUGCAGGCCGAACAGAAGCCUUUCGUCUGCGGUGUCUGCAAGAUGGGCUUCUCACUGCUCACCUCGCUGGCACAGCACCACAGUGCACACAGUGGUGCUGGUGGCCUCGUAAAAUGUUCCAUCUGUGAGAAGACCUACAAGCCAGCAGAGGCGGCUGAGCCGGCGGCCACCGCUGCCCCCGCGCUGCCCCCGGCACCUACUGUCACUACUGCUGAACAGACCGACAAGCCCUACAGCUGCUCCAUCUGCCAGAAGCCCUUCAAGCACCUGUCGGAGCUCUCGCGGCACGAGCGGAUCCACACGGGGGAGAAGCCGUACAAGUGCACGUUGUGCGAUAAGAGCUUCAGCCAGUCGUCCCACCUGGUGCACCACAAGCGCACGCACAGCGCCGAGCGGCCCUACAAGUGCGCAGUCUGCGAGAAGACCUUCAAGCACCGCUCUCACCUGGUGCGCCACAUGUACGCGCACUCGGGCGAGCACCACCUGUUCCGCUGCAAUGUGUGUGAGCUGCACUUCAAGGAGUCCUCGGAGCUGCUGCAGCACCCGUGCACGCCGAGCGGGGAGCGGCCCUUCCGCUGCGGCGAGUGCCAGAAGGCCUUCAAGCGGCCGUCGGACCUGAGGCAACACGAGCGCACGCACAGCGCCGAGCGGCCCUUCAAGUGCGACCUGUGCCCCAUGGGCUUCAAGCAGCAGUACGCGCUGAUGCGGCACCGGCGCACGCACAAGACCGAGGAGCCCUUCAAGUGCGGCCUGUGCGAGAAGGGCUUCGGGCAGCCCAGCCACCUGCUCUACCACCAGCACGUGCACACCCUCGAGACCCUCUUCAAGUGCCCCGUGUGCCAGAAGGGCUUCGACCAGUCGGCCGAGCUGCUGCGGCACAAGUGCCUGCCGGGCGCUGCCGAGCGGCCCUUCAAGUGCCCCGUGUGUAACAAGGCCUACAAGCGGGCGUCAGCCCUGCAGAAGCACCAGUUGGCCCACUGCGCGGCCGCCGAGAAGCCCCUGCGCUGCACCCUGUGCGAGCGCCGCUUCUUCUCUUCCUCGGAGUUCGUGCAGCACCGCUGUGACCCAGCCCGCGAGAAGCCUCUCAAGUGCCUGGACUGCGAGAAGCGCUUCAAGUACGCGUCCGACCUGCAGCGGCACCGGAGGGUGCACACGGGCGAGAAGCCCUACAAGUGCCCCAACUGCGACAAGGCCUUCAAGCAGCGCGAGCAUCUCAACAAGCACCAAGGUGUGCACGCGCGCGAGCAGCAGUUCAAGUGCGUGUGGUGUGGUGAGCGCUUCCUGGACGUGGCCCUGCUGCAGGAGCACAGCGCGCAGCACAGCGCAGCCGCCGCUGCUGCCGAGGGCGCCUACCAGGUGGCCGCCUGCUUGCCCUGAGCUCUCACGGGCCCCCACCAGGCCCAGCCUCCCACCCAGCUUGGUGUUCUAAGGUCCGGGACAUGAGAACAGAGAGGGCAGUGGGCAGAUGGAGGGGGUGGUUGCCCGACACUCCUGGCACUGGCCUAGCGGUAGUGGGGGCAGCUUGAUUGCUGCGGCUGGCCCUGAAUCCUAAAACGUCUUUCCCGUGAUGGGAUUAGGUUUCAUGAGGGGACCCGGAGCCAGGCUGAAAGUCAAGUGACCUCUCCCCACCCCAAGAAAGGGGUGAUGCCGGCCCAGCCUUCCCAACCCCGUUCAGCCUGAUUAGAAACCAGAUAGGUUAGGAAAGAGGAUGACCACAGCAGAGCCUGGGAGAAGGGCCAGCACCCCAGAGGGCAGUCAGGUGUAGGGAGAGAACAAAAACCAAACCUAUUGCCAUCCAGUUGACACAUGGUGCCCCCAGGGGUAGAAGUGCUCUGCAGGGUUUUCUUGGCUGUAAUCUUUACGGAAGCAGAUCUCCAGGUCUUUCUUCUGUGGCAUCACUGGGUGGGUCUGAACCACCAACCUUUAGAUUAGUAGUCAAGGGCAAACCGUUUGAGCCAGCCAGGGAUCUUGGAUGUAGAGCAUUCCCCCUCAAAUUGCUGUUUGGGGGAGCAGGCCAGAUUUGUUACAUGGUCCUGGGGACCAGGAGGGCAGGCAGUGAGCCAAUUUUUUUUUGUCUGCUCCCACCUGGGACGCCUGCGCCUGCCAGCUCUCUGACGUGCAGGAUGUGCCAGAUGAGGUCUCAGGGUUGUGUCUACCUAGAAAGUGGCCAGCCCAGCCAGAGGGGGCUAGAGAAGUUCUCUGGAACCCUAGGCUGGGGACGGUGCCAUCCGG